CCGCAGGAGCGGCGAGCGGCCUUCGCUCCGCGGGGCUGGCUCGGCUGGCGGCGGCGUGAGGCCCCGCUGCUCCGCGCGCUUCCCCGCCCGCCAAGGGUCGCAAGGCUUCGGUUUGUCUUCCUGCAGCCCACCUGGCAUCGUCCUGAUGGGGGGGCCCUGACGCGGAUGCCGAGCAGGCCGACAGCCCCUCCGAUGUGAGCCGGCUGCUCCUGGACUUCAGCAGCCCCUCGGCUCCCUGAGACCCGCGAGGAGGCCACGCUCACGUACACCUUGGCAGCCAGCCUUGGACGGUGCCACCGGCCCUGGUCAUGGGGUGCGUGCUGCAGCCGGAGGGAAUGCCCGGGGCCGCUCUGGAAGAUUAAGAACAGCCUUCUCCCUGGCAUCUCCGAGGGUUAGGCUGCAGGACGGACUCUGCCCCCGUUGCCAACAUGGAGACCAAAAUCCCACCUGCUGUCACACCGACCAGCCCCUCUUCCCCUGGGCUGUCCCCUGUGCCACCGCCCGACAAAGUGGACGGUUUCUCCCGCCGGUCGCUGCGCCGGUCCCGCCAGAGACGGUCUCACAGUUCCUCCCAGUUCCGGUACCAGAGCAACCAGCAGGAGCUCACGCCUCUUCCUCUGCUGAAAGAUGCUCCAGUUUCAGACCUCCACGACCUCCUCUGCAAGAAGCUACAGCAGUGUUCCAUCGUCUUUGACUUCCUCGACUGCGUCGCUGACCUGAAGGGCAAGGAGAUCAAGCGGGCGGCACUGAACGAACUGGUGGAGUGCGUGGCCACAAACCGUGGCAUCCUAAUUGAGCCGCUGUAUCCCGAGAUCAUCAAGAUGAUAUCAGUCAAUAUUUUCCGAAUUCUUCCACCCAGUGAGAACCCUGAGUUUGAUCCUGAAGAAGAUGAGCCCAACCUGGAACCUUCUUGGCCACAUCUCCAGCUUGUAUAUGAAUUUUUCCUCCGAUUCCUUGAAAGUCCAGACUUCCAACCCUCAGUUGCCAAGCGCUACAUAGACCAGAAAUUCGUAUUGAUGCUGCUAGAACUGUUUGACAGCGAAGACCCCCGGGAACGUGAAUACCUCAAGACCAUCCUCCACCGGGUUUAUGGCAAAUUCCUGGGCCUUCGUGCAUAUAUUCGCAAGCAAUGCAAUAACAUAUUUUUGCGGUUUAUCUACGAGACAGAACAUUUCAACGGAGUGGCCGAAUUGUUAGAAAUCCUUGGGAGUAUAAUCAACGGCUUCGCCUUGCCCUUGAAGACCGAACACAAGCAGUUCCUGAUCCGCGUCCUUAUCCCGCUUCACUCGGUGAAAUCACUCUCCAUUUUCCACGCCCAGCUGGCCUACUGCGUGGUUCAGUUCUUGGAAAAAGAUGCCACGCUGACGGAGCAUGUGAUACGCGGCCUGUUGAAAUAUUGGCCGAAGACCUGCACCCAGAAGGAGGUGAUGCUCUUAGGGGAAAUUGAGGAGAUCCUGGAUGUCAUUGAACCUUCACAGUUUGUGAAGAUCCAGGAGCCGCUGUUCAAGCAGGUGGCACGAUGCAUCGCCAGCCCUCACUUCCAGGUGGCAGAACGGGCCUUGUAUUUCUGGAACAAUGAAUACAUCUUGAGCCUGGUGGAGGACAAUUGUCACACAGUACUGCCUACCAUCUUUGGCACGCUGUACCGUGUCUCCAAGGAGCACUGGAACCCGACCAUUGUGUCUCUGGUCUACAAUGUCCUCAAGACCUUCAUGGAGAUGAACGGGAAGCUCUUUGAUGAACUCACUGCCUCCUACAAGGUGGAAAAGCAGCAGAAGAGUGGCCGUCCCCCCUUCUGUCUAGCUUCAGAAGACGUGGUUGAAAAUUGAAAGGUUGAAAAACUCAGCAGGAAAUCUACGGCUGCUUCCCACAUUUCCCAGAUUCAGUUGCCCACCGAUAAUAAACCCCACCCUGACUCUCUGGUGUUCCUUGACCUCUUAUCUCUUCUCUUUCUAUAAAACCUCUCCCUAUGUGCAUGUCUGGAACAGUAUGACCAAAUUCGCAUGACAGGUCAGUUCAGGAACGUGCUACGCUUGGUUUAAUCUUGGUUUGGUUUUGUGAAUGGGGGUGGGCUUGGCCUGUUGUACAAACCCAACCCAUUGUGUUAGUUGAUGGUUCAGUGGAGAAUCGCAGAACUGUGGGGUUGGAAGGGAUCCCAAGGAUUCUCUACAUCAGUGUUUCUCAACCUUGUCCA
Messenger RNA from Python bivittatus (Burmese python), 2194 nucleotides. The record is from RefSeq and is a predicted model, not a curated record. Lineage: Eukaryota; Metazoa; Chordata; Lepidosauria; Squamata; Pythonidae.